CGGUCGCAUCGGUGGCAUGUGUUUAUUUUGUUCCCUUCCAGCCGCUAGAGAGGUGCGUGUGUUUGCGUCGGAAUUUGGAAUCGCAGCCGACUUCUGGGCGUUUUCCCGCUGCCUGACUGAGCUUUAAUGGAGACCGGGGUCGACGGCCAGGUGGUUGCUAUGGGCCUCCUAUGGUGACUGUGUGUGUGCAGUUGCUGUGUGGUGCAGAAAAAUCUGUGCAGUUACUUAUUUGGAGAAAUUUGAAGUUAUGUUUACAGUAUACCCUAUGUGUUUCUUCUUCCCAAUCGAUCAGCUGUGCAUUUGUACAGAUAAGAUAAUGAAGAAAUAAAGAUGUCAGUUAAUUCAGAGUCAACCAUCAGCUCCAGUGUGACAGUGAAUUCUAAUUCAACUAAGGACUACUGCUACAGUGCUCGGAUAAGAAGUACUGUGCUGCAAGGCUUGCCUUUCGGAGGCGUUCCCACUGUGCUUGCACUAGACUUUAUGUGCUUUUUGGUACUCUUGUUUGUGUUUUCUGUUCUACGGAAACUGGCCUGGGAUUAUGGGCGCCUUGCACUGGUUUCGGAUGCUGAAAGAAAGAGACAUGGAAAACAUCAAGCAGAAGAGCGGGAAUAUGUGGUUUCGGCUCUGCAUUCGGAGAACCAUGACAGAUAUGAACGUCUGACUUCAGUGUCGAGCUCAGUUGACUAUGAUCAGAGGGACAAGGGCUUCUGUUCAUGGUUGACUGCUAUAUUUAGAAUAAAAGAUGAAGAGAUCAGAGAGAAAUGUGGCGAGGAUGCCGUCCAUUAUUUAUCCUUUCAGCGUCACAUCAUUGGGCUGCUGGUAGUCAUUGGUAUUCUCUCUGUGGGUAUAAUCUUGCCUGUGAACUUCUCAGGAGAUCUGCUUGAAAAUAAUGCAUACAGCUUUGGCCGGACAACUAUAGGAAACCUGAAUUCUAGGAAUAAUUUGCUCUGGCUCCAUACCGUCUUCUCUUUUGUGUAUCUGCUUCUCACUGUCUAUAGCAUGAGGCGACACACUUCAAAAAUGCACUACAGAGAGGAUGAUUUGGUAAAACGCACUUUAUUUAUAAAUGGAUUAUCAAAAUAUGCUGAACCUGAGAAAAUAAAACAACAUUUUCAGGAAGCUUACCCAAACUGUCCAGUUUACGAAGUCCGUCUCUGUUAUAAUGUGGCAAAGCUAAUGCGUCUCAAUGCAGACCGGAAAAAAGCUGAGCGUAGCAGAGUGUACUAUUCUAAAGAGGAAACACCAGUCAUGAUUAAUCCCAAGCCCUGUGGACAACUAUGCUGUUGUGUUGUCAAAGGCUGUGAGCAGGAAAAUGCAGUAGAAUAUUACACCAAAUUGGAACAGAAACUGAAUGAGGAAUACAUAAAAGAGAAGGGAAAAGUGUACGAGAAACCACUCGGCAUGGCUUUUGUAACGUUCCAUGAUGAAGCAGCAGCAGCUCGAGUUCUCAGAGACUUCAAUGCCUGUAAGUGUCAGGGCUGCAUAUUCAGGGGAGAGCCACAACAGUCUUCAAACAGUGGGUUUCUUCAUGUUUCAAGCUGGACUGUGAGCUAUGCCCCUGAUCCCCACAACAUUUACUGGGAGCACUUGUCAGUGAGGGGAAUUUCAUGGUGGCUACGCUGCUUCAUCAUCAACUGUAUCCUUUUCAUUCUACUCUUCUUCUUGACCACCCCGGCCAUUAUCAUUACAACGAUGGACAAGUUCAAUGUUACAAAACCUGUUGAGUAUUUAAACAACCCCAUUAUAACACAGUUUUUCCCAACACUCCUGCUGUGGUGUUUCUCAGCUCUUCUCCCAACCAUAGUUUACUACUCAGGAUUUUUUGAAGCACAUUGGACAAGGUCAGGGGAAAAUCGAACAACAAUGCACAAAUGCUACACUUUCCUUAUCUUUAUGGUCUUAAUUCUGCCGUCACUGGGUCUCAGCAGUCUGGAUCUGUUUUUCCGUUGGCUGUUUGACAAAAAGUUCCUGGAAGAAGCCAGUGUACGGUUUGAGUGUGUCUUUCUCCCUGAUAACGGUGCUUUUUUUGUGAACUAUGUGAUUGCUUCAGCCUUCAUUGGAAACGCCAUGGACUUGCUGCGCAUCCCUGGCCUGCUGAUGUACAUGAUCCGCCUCUCUUUGGCCAGGUCGGCAGCCGAGAGGAAAAAUGUCAAACGUCAUCAAGCGUACGAGUUCCAGUUUGGAGCAGCUUAUGGGUGGAUGAUGUGUGUCUUCACUGUUGUUAUGACCUACAGCAUCACGUGUCCCAUUAUCGUUCCAUUUGGUUUAAUGUACAUGCUUCUGAAACAUUUGGUGGAUCGUUACAAUCUAUACUAUGCCUACCUGCCUGCUAAACUGGAUAAGAAGAUCCAUUCCGGUGCAGUGAAUCAGGUGGUGGCGGCUCCCAUUCUCUGCCUGCUGUGUCUGCUUUUCUUCUCCACUGUAAGGACAGGAUUCUUGGCUGCUACAUCCAUGUUUACAUUUGUUGUGCUGGUGGUCACUAUCGUUAUCUGCCUCUCUCAUGUCUGUUUUGGCCAUUUCAAAUAUCUCAGUGCUCAUAACUAUAAGCAAACCUCCACUCGAGGAGAUGCAAUAAGUACCAAGGAUGAUUCCUGUUACAGGACACUGAUUGAUCGUAGUGAAGUGGAUGGGACUGCUGAAGCAAACGGGCAGAGGGACGGCUCUUCAUCCCCACCAAAGGUUACAAGAUACAUUGCCCAGGUAUUGCAGGAUCCUCAGUCAGAGGCCUCGGGAGAUGAUGAUGAACAGAAGGACACCAAGGAAGUGAUUAAUGAAGGAGAGUUCCAGUCCUGUGAAGACAGUCUUAUUGAAAACGAGGUUCAUCAUUAGUGGAAAAUCAAGAGGAGCCUUUUUUUAAAAAACAAACUUAAGUGCACAGUUUAGGACCAGGAACCAGGACACCACAGGUUCAGUGAAACUCCAGACUGUAAUUAAUCGUCCUGGGUAUUGUGUAGCCUAUACCAAUACAAUACAAAUUGCUAAACUUGUAUUUGUUCUGCUGAUGGGAGGAACACUACAGAACUGGAAUGUAAAUGGGUGAAGCUGGAAGGAAAGAAAAUAGCUAAUCAUUUUACCUGUUUGGCCAAACGUAUGCCGCCAUGUCCAUUUAUCUUAGUUGCAUCUUUAAUAUUAGUCCAAGAAAACAAUGCUGCCACCAGAAUGGGAAAUGAGCUGUUGAGCCUGGUUACAUAAGCACAUGUAUUGCUGCUGGGUAGGGAUGUGUAUGUGUGAGAGAAAUCAAGAAAGAGAAAGGUGGACAUUGUAUGUUUUUUAAUCCUUCGUGAUGAAAAAGAAUCAUUAUUCAAAAAUUCCUGGGGGGAUAAAUUAGCAUACCUUUCCUAUUCAUUCAGAUCAUGUGAAGAAAUAAGUAUGUUAACAUUGUACAGGUAUUUGUAUGUGGUUAAACUUAGAGUUUAAAGAAAAGUGGUCCAGUGUUUUUGUUGCUGAUUCCCCAGCAAAUUUAAAAGUUUUCAGUGCCUAUGUGAUUGUUUCUUAGCUACGCAGAAGAGUGGAAAUCCAGCAAGUUCUUGGUUCUGAUUGUACUUGGUGUUUCCUAUACUUAAGAAUACAAUCACAGACAAAUUCAGUUACCAUACAUCUGAAAACAAUUGUAAAGUUAGAUAAGCACGAAACAGAGAGUACCACAGGCUGAAAAGAAAAUGACCAGCAUUAGUUCCAUUUAGUCAACCAGCUGGGCUGAGCUGGAAAUUGCCCAGAGGAUCACAGGCUGAAAUUCCCAAUGGGCUAUACCUCAACUUUUCCCCUCUUCUCCGAAGGUUUUGCCCAUGUGCAGUGAGUACUGUUGGUUAAGAGUUGAACACAUUUAUCAUGAAUACCUUUCAUGUUCAAGAGGAAGAUGAUCCUUGGGGACAGAAUAGGAUAAUUAAAUAUUCUUAUUUACCUUGGUGUUCAAAUGGUAAAGCAAAUGAAGAACCCUAAAGUUUCUUAAAAAUGGAAGAUGUAGCAAAUCUGUAUCUGCCACCUUUUGUAAUCAUUGGUUUUAGAAAGAGGUAGCUGGAUAAUCAAUUGAAAUAAUCAUGCAUUAAACUUAUGGAACUUGCAGAUGUAUUACACAAGGACAUGGUGAAGGUCCAGUAUGUCUUUUUUUUAUUUGUUUCCCCGCCCACACCUUCCUUCCACAUUGGAUGUAAAAAGUGGUCACAUCAUCCAAAAAUCCUAAAAGACGCUGUUAUACUUCAGUUUAUUAAAAAUAUAACCAACACCACCACCUGGAUUGAAUCACUGCAUGUUAAGGUUCAGCUGUAGCUAGUCUUGGGAAGGGUAGAAGAUGCCCUUACUAAUAGUGAAAGGAUUACUAAGUUGGAAUCACAAUUAUUAAUAGUGAUGGUAUAAGUUGCAGCUAAAGACCAGUCAGAUUUGAUAUAGAAUGCCUGUCUUCCUUUUCUCUCCUUAAUGAUUGGAUUGCAGAUGCAGUAGAAAGACCUUUAUGCAGUGAUAUUAGUAUCUUCCUACACAUCAGCUAGCCAGGAAUUGUAUCACCUAUUUUGAUAUGGUGAUGUUUUAUUGAAGUCUCAGUUUACUGACACUAUUAAGAAUUUUCUUUCCUUCAACAGAUGAUGGGGGGGGAGAGAGAAAGUAAAAACAUAUUUAGUAUGUCUGGCUGUGAUUUAUCACAUUGGAAAAUGAAGCAUUCUUUUAAUCACAAUUAUUCUACUUUUCUGUUAAAACUUCAUUUGCAAUUUGGACUUGAAGGAAGUAGAUAUUGUUGGACUAAGUUUGCAUUCUUGAAUGUAUAAUAAUUAGUCUUUGGCACACAGGGUCUUAGGUUUGUGAGUAGAAAAUUAAACUUGUUUCUCCAUUGCACUUGUACAGUUUUCAGUAUGCUUGGGGUCAAAGAUUGGUAGUUUGCUUUCAGAAAGCUGAAGAAACUGUGUGUACGCAAUGUUCAGUGUUAUUUUCAGACUUGCUGCCUCUUUAUUGAUGACCAAAAUGCAGUAGCUGUGUGGGUAACUUGAAUGGUGUGUUGCAUUGUUUUAGUGGAAUCCUAAUUAAAUACAAAACCCAUUUUGCCAAGGCAAAAUUAGGACUUCUGUGCACUCUAGAUAAGAAAAUGGCAUCAAGUAACAAUGACUGGGAACUAUUGGACUGUCAAAGGCUAUUUUGCCAUCUAUGUAACUGAUUCUAGGGAAAAUUGGCAUUCUAUUUAUUACAGCAAAGCAAUGUUCUUUCAAAUAUAGCACAGCACACAAUAAGUACAAUAUAAUGGGAAUUAUUAGGAAAUGGUUUUGCUCUGUUACAGCCUUGUGUAGGUGUCUAACCAGAAUUCUACUCACUGCAUUUAUCGAGCAACUUUAACACUGACCAGCAUGCCUUUUCUCCCCCCAACAAUUAUUACUCUUGAGUUUUGGAUUUGGUAUCAUUGGGAUUAGCAUCUGAAAAUCAUUGAUGGGAACAACAUUACUGCUGUUAACUUUUAUUAAUAUAGAAAUUAAUAUAAAUGCUGUUAACUUCUGACACUUGUGAGGUUUCACACUUGUUGAUAAAUAAGAGUGCAACAUGAGUUCUUUAAUGUGUGUUUGAAUCGUGCUUGGAUGGGGUUACAUGUAUAUAGCUGAAUGUACUAAAGUGCAAAUAUUGUGUAUAUAUAAUCAAUAUAUAUCAGCAAAUUACUUCACAUCUGUCCUGUAGUGCAAGUGGUGAUGUAGUAGUCAUAAAUUAUUAAUAGAUAUUAUUGUUUGAAGCUCUCUAUCAAUAGUCAUUUGCAUAAAAAAUGGAAAUUCAUCUAAGAGCAUUUGCCUUCUACAUGCAUUGUUCCUUGGGCAUUGAACUCUCGAAGAGACAGAAUUUAAACCUAAAUCUCCAAUCAGUUCCCAUGAGAUAGAUAGAAUUGGCUUGGAACAACUGAGCUACGCUGGAAAUGAAGUGGGCAAGGAAUGGUGUUGGUGUGUACUCAAGAAACCUGGCUGAUGCUAAUAUUGGGAAUGAAGUCACUGUGAGAUUCAGGUAAUUAAAAUUUGCUUGAUGGACCUUUUAAUUAAUCCAUACAAUGCCUGACUUGAAAUGCUUAAUCUGGGUACAAAACAAUCAUCCAAAACUUUAGAAGUGUAGAAACAAUUACAGCAUACUGUAAAUUUAUUGUUGUUUGAUUUCCAUUUCAAAUUAGCACAUAGUAUGUUAUUGUCAAUGUAAGGAACUGGUAUUUCAUUUUGAUUUUUUUUAUAGACAGUGUUGCCCUUACAUGUCUAGGGAGCUGAACUAGAUGCCACUUGUCCCUAGUGAAUGAAGUUAAUGCUGAUUAUAAAGCACAAAAAGAAUGGCUCUAAUUGAUUCCUUUAUUGUGAUCUGUUCUUGACUAAAUCACAAAUCCCAUUUAGUUCAGUGUUUUCAUUCUAAUGCAUAAAAGUAAUUAUCAUAAUUCAACAUUUAAAAUACUAGAGGAAUACUUAUUGAACACUUGUUAUACAGCCAAGGAAGCUUUUAGAACAGUAUGGGGUCAAAUAGAUAUAAUGUGAUUUUGUGGGCACUCACUGGAAGUUUGGAAUUCAUAAAGGUGUCUAUUUAAAAUACACCAAUAUGCUCAUAUUACCCCAGUAAAAUUCCUUAGAAUUAUUCUGAUUGAUAUGAAAAGUGUUACUUGAGAGUUGCUGAACCCUGUAACUUUGUGUUUCUGGGGUGAGCUUAAGGUAAUAUUUUAUCAAGCUCGUGAAAAUAUUAGGAAAUUUCCCUUGUUCAUCAAGUAAGACAUAAUUUACCUGUAGUGUCAAUUCUUACUUGUAGUCCGUCCUCUUACCCCCAUUUUAUAUUUAGUUACUAACCCACUCUUUCUAAUUAAUCUUUAGAAAGUGUAACUAUAAUCUCAGGUCAGAGCAUUGUCAUUCAAAGACUUGCUGUGAAAUGAUGUAAACUGUUAUUUAUUUAUUGAGCUGCGUGUGUGGAAUAGGCCUUCCAGCCCUUCCACCACACUGCCAGCAAUACCCCCGAUUUAACCCUAGCCUAAUCAUGUUACAAUUUAAAAUGACCAAUUAACUACCAGUCGGUACAUCUCUGGACUGUAUGAGGAAACUAGAGCACCCAGAUGAAACCCACGUGAUCACAGGGAGAACGUACAAAUUCCUUAAAGGCAGUGGCCAGAAUUGAACCUGGAUUGCCUUUACUGUAAAGCGUUGAGCUAACCACUACACUACCAUCCCGAUGUGGAUUUCUAUUUCAACUCAUCAGUUGUUGAUAAAUUUGAUGACUUUUGCUUUUAUGUUUGAUUUUACUAUUAGCUGUUAAUUUUCUUACCCAUUUCCAUUCCCUCUCCCUGUCCUGCUCCUCUCUUCUGCAAUUGCUUCAAGGCAAAGGUGCAUUGGCAAUAAGACGUAGGAGCAGAAUUAGACGAUUUGGCCAUCAAGAUUCUCUCCCACUUCAUCAUACUGAUCCAUUUCUUGGCCAGCUGCAAUCUCCUACCAUCUCCCAGUAUACCUUCAUGGCCUGACUAAUCAGGAAUCUUAUCAACCUCUGUCUUAAUGUACCCAAUAACUUGGCCUCUAUAGCCAACUGUGGCAGAGAACUCCAUAGAUUGAUCACGCUCCAACUAAAGGAAUUCCUCCUCCUCUUCAUUCUAAAAGGAUACCCUUCUACUGAGGCUGUGUCCUCUGGUCUUAAACUCUCCCACUGUAGGAAUCAUCCUUUCCACAUCCACGCUAUCGAGACCUUUCAACAUUCAACAGGUUUCAAUUAGGUCAUCCCUUCAUUCUUCUGAAUUCCAGAGGCCCAGAGCCAUCAAUGAGUCGUCAUAUGGUAACCCUCUCAUUCCCAGAAUCAUACUCAUGAACCUCCUCUGAAGCUUGUCCAAUGUCAGCACAUCCUUCUUUGGUUCAAGGGACCCAAAACUGUUCACAAUGCUCAGAAAGUGAGACAAUACCAGCUUUCAAGCUCAGCUUUGAUAACCUGUCAAAAGAGAUCCUCCAGGCAGCCAAAUCCAGAAUACGUUAAGAAGGUGCUGUUCAUAUGGUAGUUAAUGGGACAAAGUGUCACAGUGAUUAAAGGCCAUUUGUUUGUUACCUAAACUGUUCCUCCAUGCUUGUAUGUCUCUCUCCCUCCCUCUCUUCCAUUGUUCACCAGUAUCUCUCCCUGUGUUGCUAAUAAAACCUAGGUUAAUAAUUUUAGGCACUGAGAUUAAUUUGUAUACUUAAAAGAAAUCGUAAGGGUGGGAUAGUGGAAAUGUAGCAAGGGUUAUCCAGUUAGAAUGAGCACCAUGGGGCAAUUUCACACUUGCCAUGUGUUUUUCAUCUAUCUGGUGAAUCCAACUUGGGCUGGUAACAAGGCGAUGUUUUGAGUCCUUUGAACAAAGAACAAAGCCAGCCCAUAUAAUGUGCUAAUUAUAUGAUUUCAAAAAUAAGCUGGUCUUCAUUCUAAACUAUUUGAUCUAUGAACAGUGGCUGGAUUUGAGGGGUGGGGGAGCUGUUCCUAAAUGAUUACACUUGCUAUUGUUAGCAUCAAGUGACUAGUUGCCAUAUCAAGGCUCCAGUUGUAGUCAAGUCAAGGAAGUUGAAGUGUAUCAGCCUCUUCUUUAAAACCAUAGCUUUAGGGUGUUGGUUACAAAUAAGUCAUUGGCUACUGGCCAUUAUGGCUAUAAUUCCAAAAGGUUGAUAGAUAGCAUUUAACUUUGUAAUUUAUUAUGUAUCAUAUUAGUAGAUUUGAUUGUACUUUUGUUGCCUCGUACCCAUUGGAGAUACAACCUCAAACAGUUGAAUAUCCAUUUUGAAGAUGGAAGUCCUAAUGGACUAAGGAACUCCAACUCUGAUCUUGUUGGUUCAAGCAUUUCCUACCCACUCAUUCCUGUCAAAUUACUCUUUGAACAGUUGAUUAUUUUUAAGGAAAUUGCUGUCAGGUAGGAAAAGACGGUAACAAAAUAUAUUAAUGUGGAAUCUUGCAACAGCAAUGUGAAAUCAAAGUGACAGAAGCCAGUGAUUGUAUAGGAAUUAGUAUGAUCAAGUGGAGAAAACUUGGCUAAUGAGAUUAAAUUGCAUUUUUCUUAAGAAGCUUAGUGAAAAUUUGCAUAUUAAAUCUUUAUCCAAGAUACUGCACUGAUUGUGAAAUCUUGAUAUUCAGAUGGUUUAGGAUGCAAAACAUACCAAUCUUUGACCAACUCCUUUUGAAUUACUGUUAUGUAAAGCUGAAAGUAAAACAUCAGCAUUUCCUAUCAGAGUCACUGUGAAGGCAAGUUUACAUAAUAUUUUGUGUAACUGCAUGUAAAUUAUUUGCCAAUUGUUUUCUAAUAAAAGGACUAACUCUGUA
Messenger RNA from Hypanus sabinus (Atlantic stingray), 9243 nucleotides. RefSeq names its product CSC1-like protein 2. Lineage: Eukaryota; Metazoa; Chordata; Chondrichthyes; Myliobatiformes; Dasyatidae. Gene Ontology annotation, cellular component: plasma membrane. The record is from RefSeq and is a predicted model, not a curated record. The transcript is spliced from 26 exons. Gene Ontology annotation, molecular function: nucleic acid binding; calcium-activated cation channel activity. Bases 331 to 2829 code for a protein of 832 amino acids.